Molecule: messenger RNA, 3254 nt
Organism: Arabidopsis lyrata subsp. lyrata
Lineage: Eukaryota; Viridiplantae; Streptophyta; Magnoliopsida; Brassicales; Brassicaceae
Product: potassium transporter 11
Exons: 8
Coding region: 728-3109 (793 amino acids)
Biological process (GO): potassium ion transmembrane transport
Cellular component (GO): membrane
Molecular function (GO): potassium ion transmembrane transporter activity
Source: RefSeq, a predicted model, not a curated record
UCCACGUUCAUAUCUGUCUAAAAAUCAGAAUCAUAUGUACUUUGUCUCUCUUUCUUUCUCUAUAUCAAUUUGCCUUCUUCUUUACCCUCCUUCAGUUGCAGAGAAAGAGAAGACAAAACGCAGCUCUCUCUGCGUUUUCUUCCUUUUUCUUUUCUCAAUUCCCCAGAGAAACCAUAACUCUGUAAAAAGGAAACUCUUUUUUUUUUUUCUUCUGGUCAAUUCAAUAAUCUUUGUUUAUUUCACUAUUAUAUUCGAUGGUUCUGAAUCGAACAGGACCCACAAAUGGAACAGUGAGGAUCUGUUUCUUAUAAAGACAUAAUUUCCCAGUUCGUUGUGUUUAUUUAUCCUCCAUAGAAAUAAUGUCGGGGUUUUUAGAAUUCUCUCAAGUGUUCUUCUUUAUUGAUUUUUGUUUACUGUUGAAGUUUUGAUUUUGGCAUAUUCUUUAUUUGAUACUUGUUUGAUCGUUACAUGUUCCUGAUUAUCUUUGGCUGGUUGUUAAUAAACACGAUCUUAGCUACUAUUUCGACAUCUUUUCUCAAUUUUGGCAGUUAAUGUAAGCUCUUACGACAUUCCUCUUUGGGAAAUUUUCUUUUUCUUGAAAAAUCUUCCUUGUUUGUGAAAUUUCCCCAUUUUGAAGAUUCCAAGCCAAUUCAGGUUUUACUUGUGUAAAGAUCUGGGCUUUGAGAGGAGGUUGGUUUUUAUGUGUAAAGAAUCAAAACUCGUAUAAAUGGCUGCAAGAGUAGAAGCAGCAACGAUGGGUGGUGAGAUUGGUGAAGAAGAGACUGAUGAGAGAGGUAGCAUGUGGGAUUUGGACCAGAAGCUUGAUCAAUCCAUGGAUGAAGAAGCUGGUCGACUUAGAAACAUGUACAGAGAAAAGAAAUUCUCGGCUCUUCUGCUUCUGCAGCUUUCGUUUCAGAGCCUCGGUGUUGUUUAUGGAGAUUUAGGGACAUCUCCUCUCUAUGUUUUCUACAAUACAUUUCCUCAUGGGAUCAAUGAUCCAGAAGAUAUCAUUGGAGCUCUAUCUCUCAUUAUUUAUUCACUCACACUCAUCCCUCUCCUCAAAUAUGUUUUCGUUGUAUGUAAAGCAAACGAUAAUGGUCAAGGUGGGACUUUUGCUCUGUAUUCAUUACUCUGUAGACAUGCCAAAGUGAAAACAAUUCAGAACCAACACCGUACUGAUGAAGAGCUUACUACUUACAGCCGCACUACGUUCCAUGAGCAUUCCUUUGCUGCGAAGACCAAAAGAUGGUUAGAAAAGCGGACAUCUAGAAAAACCGCGCUUCUUAUUUUAGUUCUUGUUGGUACGUGUAUGGUUAUCGGCGAUGGUAUCCUUACUCCCGCCAUUUCUGUUCUCUCAGCUGCUGGUGGGCUAAGAGUAAACCGUCCUCACAUAAGCAAUGGUGUUGUUGUUUUUGUCGCUGUUGUGAUAUUAGUCAGCUUGUUUAGUGUACAGCAUUAUGGAACAGACCGGGUUGGUUGGCUUUUUGCGCCCAUUGUUUUUCUCUGGUUUCUCUCUAUCGCAAGUAUCGGUAUCUACAAUAUCUGGAAACACGACACUAGUGUCUUGAAAGCUUUCUCCCCGGUUUAUAUAUAUCGGUAUUUUAAAAGAGGAGGUCGGGAUCGUUGGACCUCUCUUGGAGGUAUUAUGCUUAGUAUAACAGGAAUUGAAGCACUCUUCGCUGAUCUAUCGCAUUUUCCGGUCUCAGCUGUGCAAAUCGCGUUUACUGUAAUCGUGUUUCCUUGCCUUCUUUUGGCUUAUAGUGGACAAGCUGCCUACAUUAGGAUAUAUCCGGAUCAUGUGGCUGAUGCGUUUUACCGUUCCAUUCCAGGAAGUGUAUAUUGGCCAAUGUUCAUUAUUGCAACCGCUGCAGCUAUUGUGGCGAGUCAAGCUACGAUUUCGGCUACAUUCUCCUUAGUCAAGCAAGCUUUAGCCCACGGUAGCUUUCCAAGAGUUAAAGUGGUGCAUACUUCCCGGAAAUUCCUCGGUCAGAUUUACGUUCCUGACAUAAAUUGGAUUCUAAUGAUCCUUUGCAUUGCUGUCACCGCUGGAUUCAAGAACCAGAGUCAGAUAGGAAACGCUUAUGGGACCGCAGUUGUGAUAGUCAUGCUCGUGACAACACUGCUUAUGACGCUGAUUAUGAUCCUAGUGUGGCGUUGCCAUUGGGUUCUGGUUCUCAUAUUCACCAUCCUCUCACUUGUCGUGGAAUGCACCUAUUUCUCAGCCAUGCUUUUCAAAAUCGACCAAGGUGGUUGGGUACCGCUCGUAAUCGCUGCAGCUUUUCUCCUCAUCAUGUCGGUAUGGCACUACGGAACUUUAAAGAGAUACGAGUUUGAGAUGCACAGUAGAGUCUCAAUGGCUUGGAUCCUCGGACUCGGUCCUAGCCUUGGGCUUGUUCGGGUUCCCGGGGUUGGCCUCGUUUACACCGAACUAGCCAGUGGAGUCCCUCACAUUUUUUCUCAUUUCAUCACAAACCUACCAGCCAUUCACUCAGUUGUGGUGUUCGUAUGCGUCAAGAAUCUCCCGGUUUACACCGUACCCGAGGAAGAGCGGUUCCUCGUUAAAAGGAUUGGUCCAAAAAACUUCCACAUGUUCCGUUGUGUCGCAAGGUACGGAUACAGAGACUUGCACAAGAAAGAUGAUGACUUUGAGAAACGCCUCUUUGAGAGCCUCUUCUUGUAUGUCCGCCUUGAAUCGAUGAUGGAAGGAGGCUGUUCAGAUUCCGAUGACUACAGCAUCUGCGGAAGCCAGCAACAGCUUAAAGACAAACUUGGGAACGGGAAUGAGAACGAGAAUCUGGCAACGUUUGAUACAUUUGACUCGAUAGAGUCAAUAACCCCAGUGAAACGGGUGAGCAACACGGUGACAGCGUCGAGCCAGAUGAGCGGUGGAGUAGACGAGGUGGAGUUCAUAAACGGGUGCAGGGACGCAGGAGUGGUACACAUAAUGGGGAACACGGUGGUUCGAGCCAGGAGGGAAGUGAGGUUCUACAAGAAGAUAGCGAUUGACUAUGUGUAUGCAUUUCUUAGAAAGAUUUGCAGAGAACAUAGUGCUAUCUACAAUGUUCCUCAGGAGAGCCUUUUGAAUGUUGGUCAGAUUUUCUAUGUAUAAAAAUAUAUAUGUAUAUGCAUGUGUUCGUUUAUAUUCUGUUUGUAUGUAAUGUCUGAUGUUGUAUGGUUAUAUCAAAAUUUUGGUGCACAUGCAGAAAAAGGUUGGGUUUGCCAAGUUAUUAAACAAUGGAAGGACUAUUUUAUCA